AUGUCUGCCCAACGGAGCCGCCGAGAGACCGCCGGGCGUCGCCAGGCGGGCGUCUACGAGGAGGAGCCCGACGAGGUCGUCGUCGCCGCCGCCGACACCCGCCCGGCCUUUGAGCACAAGCAGGUGCCCUUCAACGGCGCGCUCAGCAUGCUGCUGCCCAAGCGGUCCCUCCCCCUCGACCACGUCGGCCGCACGCCGUACAGCACCAUGUCGGAGCUCUGCGCGGCCGGCCGCGCCGUGCUCAACAGCGAGCACGCGCUGCCGGACCUGGACCCGCGCGCGACGCCGCCGUACGAGCUGGACGAGACGCGCGCCGAGGGGCGCCACCAGCUCCCGGGCCUGACGAGCAGAGACAAGAGCGCCUAG
Messenger RNA from Gaeumannomyces tritici R3-111a-1, 366 nucleotides. RefSeq lists its product as hypothetical. The record is from RefSeq and is a predicted model, not a curated record. Lineage: Eukaryota; Fungi; Ascomycota; Sordariomycetes; Magnaporthales; Magnaporthaceae. The coding region runs from base 1 to 366 and encodes 121 amino acids. The transcript has a single exon.